AUGGUUGGAGGCUACUGGCGCGACCUUCUGGCCUUCACUUGGAACCUCCGGACACUGGAAGGCGUCGCAGAGCGCCUUGGUCAGGAUGAGGUCGAAGAUCUCAUCCAUGUUACGGACGGUGCUUCCAAGAGUCCAGCCACAUUCUUGGAGCAUCAAGGACCGGAGACGAAGGCCCUCCCCGACGGCACCAUCGAGGCAUGGUUCGACUUUGAGACAGCGGAGGCUUUCUGCACCGGGCGGGUGAAGAUGCGAGAAGGUCGCUGCUUCACCUUCUUCACGAGCAUGCAGCAACUGAAGGGUCACGAGGAACAGACUGGCCCGCGCCGCCCCGUUGGUGGACAUUAUGGUGCUGUGAAGCACCGAGAGGCUUGGCCGGAGCUUCUCGCACGCGAGCACGCUGAGAUCGGCAGCAGUGAGCAGCCCUUUGUCGUCAUCAUCGGUGGGGCUCAGUCGGGCAUCGUCUUGGCGGCUCGUCUCCAGAAUCUUGGCGUGCCCUACAUCGUUCUCGAGAAGAACCCAAGCCCAGGCCACCAAUGGCGGCACCGAUACAGCUCCUUGUGCUUGCACGACCCUGUUUGGGUCUGCCACCUGCCAUACCUUCCGUUUCCGGCGCAGUGGCCUUUGUACGCUCCGAAAGAUAAAGUGGCAGACUGGCUCGACUUCUACGCUCAGAUGCUGGAUUUGAAUGUGUGGGCCAACUCUGUCUGUGAGUCAGCAUCCUGGAACGAGAAGACUAAAGACUGGACGAUUCGCGUGCGGAGAGAAGGCAAAGAGAUCGUGCUGCAGCCGAAGCACGUGGUCAUGGCAACUGGACAUCACGGCCCGCCAAACGUUCCCACGUUCCGCGGAUCUGAGAACUUCCGAGGCGAGUUGAUGCACUCCUCCUCGUACCAGGGAGCCGCUGCUUUCGCUGGAAAGAACGUCGUCGUGGUGGGAUCGAACACGUCGGCACAUGAUAUCUGCCAAGAUCUAUGGGAGCAUGAUGCUUGCGUUACCAUGCUCCAGCGCGGCUCCACAACCAUCGUCUCUGCCGCAGCGCUGAGGGAGGUCCUCCUGAAGGACCUCUAUUCUGAGGAAGCGCUGGCCACGGGCAUGACGACCGAGAAGGCGGACUUGAAAUUUGCAUCGGAGCCCUAUGCAGUGGUCACCGAGGGCAUGAAGGAGACCUGCUCGAAGAUGAAAGAGUUCGACAGAGAGCUACUGCAAAAGCUGGAAAAGGUUGGGUUCCAGAUGGACUUUGGGGAGGAGCUUCAGCAAAGCUGGCGUUGGGGCUUAGCCAGGGUUCCCUGCUUUGGUGAGCGCAGAGAGCUCCACAUUCUUAUCUUCGACCCUGGCUCCCUGAUUUCUGGGAUUGAGGGUUUCGGGCUUGAAACCGUCAGCCACUUCUGUGGGCAGGACGACACUGGCAACUUCGUCAAGCUGCUUGGCGGGGUUGUCCUGCGACAGCCGGGGAAUAUUGCGGGGCAUGUCAACUGCUGCGAGAUGGAAGGUCUCAUGCUUCGGGUUCUGAGUCUGCGCCAUGGACAUGUGUCGCCCCAUUUCCAAGCUCCUGGUUGCAACGGUACCUCCGCACUGGCAACGGCAGCCCGGCUCGGCUACUACUUCGAUGUCGGCGCAUGUGAGCUGGUGGCCAACGGCAGCAUAAAGCUGAAGGUGGGGUCCAUUGACCACAUCUGCGAGAGUGGUUUGGCAAUGGAGGACGAAUGGGCGUUGUUGGAGUUUCAUGACGGCUCCAUGCUAUCCGCGGAUGUCAUCAUUUUGGCUACAGGCUACCAGUCCAUGGCCAAACCCUUGGCGCAGAUCUUCGGCGAGGAGAUUGCGCGGAAGGCGGGCCCGGGGCCUGCUUUCAAGAAGACCUUCGAGACGCCGGAAGCCCUCGAACCCUUUUACUCGAGCACUUUCUGUGCUCGCGAGAUGUCCUGUGGCCCGAAGGACGGGGAUGCUCCCAGCUGGGACGGGAGCCCGAACACCUUUGAGCGCUUUGCUGUGGAGUGCCGUUGGUACCAGUUUUCUCUCAAGAGCACGGAGCGACACCUUGCUGCACCCCGUGCGUGGCACAAGCUGACCGGAUCGGCUAAGAGCGUGGUUCGGAACCUGAAUCCUGAGGUCUAUGCCACGGCCAACGGGCUGGAUAAGCUGCUAGAUGUUCUGCGAGGGUCUCCUCUUCAACGGCUGCCGGUUCCCGACACCUUCCAGAGGCUGGAGCGAUGGUCCAAUAUGAACCGUCGGCAAGGAGAAAGUAUACCUCAACUUAUCGUUCGCGAGGAGGAGCUCUUCGUGGAGCUCCAGCAGUCCCUCCAGAGGGCCCGUGGGCAGAAGCCGCUUCCGAGUGCCACGGUGGAUCACGAUGAAGCACCUGGUGCCGACGACGGCGAAGAAGCAGGCGACGAGGACGAGGACAAGAAGGACCUCCCGCAUGCUGCCGGGAGCCCAACGAGGAAGUCAGCUGCACCUGAAGCCUCGUCCCCAACCUCUUCGACGCGGUCGAAAACUGUGAGAGGUCAGGCUGAGAGCGUUGGCUUCUUUGAGGAUGAACUUCGAGGCUACCGUUUGCUGACGGCAUGCGCUUUGCAGAAUCAAGAACGCCAACAAAUCCUCACGCUGACGCAGAACAGCACGAAGUUUGUUCCCGUGCGCCAGGCUCUCCGGACCAUGUUCGACGAGGGCUGGGAGCAGACCAGGAGGCCGCGCCAGUCGGCGUGGUGGGUGGAGCCAGGACCCGAGGCCUUUUACAACGAUGGCUGGGACGAUUGGUCCUGGGAGCAAGAGGCAGAAGGAGCCGAAGCCUACUGGCAGGACGGACAAGACGACUGGAGCGCCUACUAUUAUGGCGAAGAAGAAUGGGCCUACUAUGGCGAGGAACCUGCCCCUGACGAAGUUCAUGAAGAAGGUGAUGCCGGGCCACCGGGCGAGGAGGAGAAGUCCCUUCUUGAAGAGGAGGCAGAAGCUUUUGCCAUAGCGGAAGAAGCUCAAAAGACUCUCCAGCAGGCCCGGGAUGCGGUACAGAAGGCACGCCAAGCUAGAGGAUACUAUCCUUUGGGCGGAAAAGGCUCAAUGCAGAAGGGCCCUUCCUCCGGAAAAGGGCGUGGAAAGCCUUCUGGCAAGGGCCAGGGAGGUGUCUGUACCUCUUGUGGCCGCUCCGGGCAUCGCUUCUUCGAGUGUCCGACGCGUGCAAAAGGCUUUGGAGGCUCGCCUGGAAAAGGUUUCGGGAAGAAGGGCUUCAAAGGAAAGGGCCGAAAAGGCCCGCCAGGCCAAAAGGGAUCCAAGAACAAAGGUGCUGAUGCCUAUGUUCGUGACUUCGGGUAUGCCUCGGCAUACGUCCUGGAGCGCGUGGACCUGCCGCACGAGACGAUCAGGGAGAAUGACAACGGCGAGCGGCCCCUGAACCUUGCAUGGUUAUAUGUUCUUUCGUGCGAAGAUGCUCCACAAGGGCGGCUCAAUGGGGGUGAAGUGAUCCUGGAUACUGGAGCAACGGAGUCGGCAUGUGGCAUCGGGACCAUGGAGCGCUUUCUCAAUGCCACCAAGUUCCGUUACAGCGUCACCCUCGAGGACCGACCAGUGUUCAGGUUCGGCAACGGGAGGACACUUCAGGCCACCUCUCGCGUUGAUGUGGUGACGGCCGCCAUUGGCUUGAUGCAGGUGUACCUUCUUGAUGAUGCCAGCAGCCAGGAGACUCUUCUUCUUGGCGGUCGGAUCCUCCGCGAGCUCCAGGCCGUGAUCAAUUAUGGAGACAGAACUCUGAUGUUCCAGAAGCGAGGAGGUGAAUUGCGACUUCUUCCUCUUGGGUCCACUCCGGGGGGACAUCUGAUUGUCAACCUGGCGACGUCGAGCCGCAGCCUGGGGCCUGUGAAGACGUACCUGGCUGAAAAGUUCGGGGUGCAGAUGCCAUUGGAGUCCUGUAACGUGAAGGCUGUUUUGUCUACCCCGGGCUUCUCUGAUGAAGCUCGACGUGGAAGAGGUGCCACCAUACCUGGCACCGAGGAAGACAAUGCUCCUCCUGUGUUAGGGGAAGCCUUGCACUCGAUGAUCGAGGUCCGAGAAAAGGAGUGUUUCCCCUUUGAGGUUGUCGGACAUGCUUCUGGAGAUUGCUGCAGUUCCAUGUCAUGCUCAUGUGCUUCGACAGCCUGGUGCUUCCCUGUUGAGCGAGUUUCUUCACAUGGUGCAUCACGACCUCAUGAGCCACCUCAUGAAAUGCCUGUUGGUCUCCAACAGCUCAGGCUCAAGCUCGAUUCCCUUCGCGAACGCCAGCAUGAGCGAGCCGUUGCUGCCAGCGCCCGAGAGCGAUCCUCGAUGGAACAGCUGCCGGGUCGCUACCGCAACAACCAGUAUGCGACGUGGCGGACGUGCUCCCGAUGUGCCCUGAGGUUGGAGUACACACCGAAGCAGGGCUACAAGGGGAUCUACCGACAGGCCGGACCGAGCAACACGGUGCUGACAACGGCCAUCGGGGAGAUUCGCAUGGAGAUGGAGGCAGAGGUGACGGAGAAGCAUGUCAACGACAAGUGCAUGGAAGUGGCCGGGAGACUGAGGCAGCAGGGGUACAAUGUGACGACCCGGGAGCCGAUGGUUCGAAAGACGCCGGGACCUACAUCAUCGACAACCCCAACGCCUCGAACGACGACAAGGACACCCACGGUGGCUACUACCAGCACGGCGGAGGAAAGGGUGAAGGGCUCGCAGCCGAAGGCGUCCGCGGUGAAGAAGAGCCGAACCACGGCGAAGGGCAACGAUGCCCGAGGGAGCGAGGAGACGGAGGUGUCCCCAGUGAACCUCUCCAACCAAGAGAUUCACAAGAGCCUCUACGAGAUCAGCCAAUUGCAGCAGCGGAUGCAAGCCCAGCGCGACAAGCUGAUGGAAGAAAUUGCCCUCCGUGGUCUGAUGGAGGAGGACGGCGACUCUUGGGAGGCUGGGCAGGUGGAGCUGAUCGACGCUCAGAAGGGCCAAUCGGCUCACUCUGGGCCCUGGGGAAGACUGAAGGCCCUCCGAACGAGGCCAGAAUGGGGACCCCACACGACAACCACGAGCACUACGAGGACACUCCUGCCGAUUCGGCCGGUGUCCCUAAUCUUCACAAGCACUACCUGUCGAGACGACCGGUGUCCCUCUCCCUUCGGCCCGCCGAGAACGGCCUUUGACUUCGUCUUUGAAACGUUCCUUGGCAAAAGGGAGUAUGUUUUUGAUCGGGUCCAUUAUGACCGAAGCGGCGGCCCUGACUGCAAGUAUUGGGGUUGCUACGAGGCCAUGUUCUAUAAGCCCGAGGAGUUCCAGAAGUUCGAGAAGGACACGACCAACCUCGACUCCAAGGUCAUCUGGGCUUCUCCACCUAUGAGGGCACAUAUGCAACGAGGAGAUUUCGUGAUCGAGAUGCCGGCGAAGCUGAGAGCCUGCUGGUCGGAGAUCUCCUACCUCAAGGAUGCCGCCUCCGAACAUGGGAUGACUGUGUAUGACUUUAAGAUCCACGGGGCUGUGAAGAUCGGCCUGGAACGACGUUGCCCGGGACACCAUGAACAUGUCGAGGACCAUGGCGGAUGUGAACAUUGCAGUGACCCUCGAUGGUUCCCGAAGGCAAUGGAAAAGCGAAUUGUGGAUUCGCUGUUCUGGACUUUACAGUCCAGGCAUGGUGUGCGCACUUUGGCCGCCGACGUGGAAACUGAGCUUCUUCAGCAAGAGUGGUUUUCAAGGAAGUAUCAAGCCUCUUCCUCUCAAGAGGUGUUUGCCCUCACUCGGCAGAAGAUCCCGGUGGAGCCACCUACUGGCAAGAAGCUCGACGGAGAUCAAGCAGAUGGUGCUUCGGCUGCACCGUUCCUCCGGACAUUUAUCCGGAUUGCCAAGUUGCUGGAGCGCCGCGGUGCUCCGAGCUGGGCGAUUGAGCUGACCAAGUCGAUGGAAUGCCCGGCCUGUGUGGAAGCACGACGACCUCUACCACAUCCACCUUCCUCGACACAAGGGCCACCCUCUCUGUGGGAGAUCUGUGGCACCGACGUCUUUGAGUAUGCCUUCAAGACUGAGACCGGCCAGGUCAAGAAGUUGAAAGGAUGCGUCUGGGUCGACCGGGCCUCUCGAUACUGUGUGGUCAGCGGCCUCAAGAUCUACGAGGAGGCCUGGGAACCAACUACGGCGGAUAUCACGAGGGUGUUUCUUCGCGAUUGGAUGAUGACGAGUCCGGCACCUCGGUGGUUGAUGGCCGGCUCUGCCCUCUACUACACCUCUGAGGAGAUGCGCGACUUCUAUGGCCGGAGUGGCAUUGGCCUCUUGAUUUCUCCUCCCGAGGCACACUGGCUCAUGAGUCACGAGGAGCAGUUGAUCGGGCGUUUGAAGGCUACCGUCGACCGCAUGAUCAAGGAGGACCCCGAUUUGUCUGUCAUUUCUAUGUUCCACUAUGAGUGUCAUGCACAUAAUUCCACGAUACAACACCAGUCUGGAUACUCACCGUUUCAGUGGGUCCGCGGGGCCAUUCCUUCAGACAUGGUGCCGGAGGGCGUGAACCCUAAGAAAGCCUUCGAGGAAACCCUCAAGUUCCGAGAGCAAGCCGCCAUCUCCUAUCGUCGGGCACAGGCGGCGGACCAGAUGUCGAAACUGGGGAACACCACCAGUCGUCCACCACAGGUGUUCGAACCGGGAACACUCGCCAUGAUCUGGCGAGAAAGACGUGCCAACGGGCGCGGUGGAUGGCAGGGUCCAGUUCGUAUCCUACUACGGGAGAAUUCGACAUACUGGGUUGCCUCUGGGGCCGCCUUGAUAAGAGCGAAGAGCAACCAGCUUCGCAAAUGUUCGCGAGUGGAGGAGACCACCGCCAUCACGAACGGUGCCGCUGUCUAUCGUAUGCCGGUGACCUUGGAAACUCUGAUGCGUGGGUUUCGCGGCAAGCAGUACGAGGACGUUACUGGUCUUCAGCCUCCACGAGAUGCUGUGGAAGAUCCGGCACAGGCAGCUGUUCAAGUCCUUCCACGAUCUCGCAGUGGUGACAAAUGGGAGUUUCAAGGCGAAUGGCUGGUUCGUAUCCACUCCCAGCCACGGCUUGCAAUGCUGGUUCCGGGCAAGGUGAAGAACAUUCCGGUGAAGGAGGAGGACUUACAUGGCGAGCGACACACCGUUGUUCGGAGCGGAGGAAAUGAGCAAGUUAUCAAGGACAACUUCCGGACACACGAGAAUCCAGCCAGGUGCUUGCUGGAUCGCUGGACUGGUGAGACCCGCUUUCGCUUGGCUGCCAGUCACCCCGCUGCCGUUCCUCAACGCCUACGGCAACCGCGAGUGCAUCAGGAAGCCAGGCUCAGGAUGAAGCCUCUGUUGAACAUCGAGAUCCUCCGGUACUCCAGUUCCGGGUACACCGAGCGGGGUCAAGCCGCGUCUAGCAGUGGGGCUGUACCAGAUCCUCGUUGUUCUGUUCCUGGAUGCAAACUACCCGGUGGCCAUCGAUUACCUCAUGUGGAUGCUGGUGGCAACAAGUUCAUGUACGACAAGCGCACGGAGGUGAUGAUUCCUGUGGAAGCGUCUGAUGCGGAGACCUCAGUUGUUGCCGACAGCACUGACAGCGAGAUGGUCCCUGAUGUUCCACCACGUCCUCCUGACGGACAAGGACGUAAAGACCGCAAGCGGAAAGAGCCAGCUGCUCCAGAUGACAUGACUGGGUACAUGUUCGAGAUCAACAUGACCGACAAGGACUGGCAACAUCUUGCUGGAAAGCCUCGGCAGUCUACAGUGUGGAUGUCCAAGAAACUUCUCGAGAAAGGGCGCGAGGUCAAUUGGAAAACCCUCACUCACGAGCAGAAGGUUGCCUUUGAUGAGGCCCAGUCCAAGGAGAUCUCCAAUGUGAUCAGGAAUGCUGCGGUGAGGAGCCUUCUCACCCAUGAGAAGGAGAAACUGGACUGGUCGCGAGUGAUGCGAAUGAGAUGGGUGCUCACGGUGAAAUCCGAUGGGCGAGCGAAAGCUCGACUCGUGGUUCUUGGGUUCCAAUCUCCCAACUUGGUGGAGAGCCAGGCCUCUUCGCCUACACUCUCGAAGCUUGGGCGCAUGCUACUGUUAACGGUCGUUGCAAAGAACCGGUGGAUCCUUGAAUCCGCGGAUGUGGCCUCUGCUUUCUUACAGGCUAUGCAAGACCUCGAGGAUGAGAAUCUCUUCAUUCAAGCACCUGCUGAAUUAGGAGCUGCCUUCGGAGGCUCAGGCGCGGACGACUUCACCGUCCUUAAGCUCAAACGAGCGUUCUACGGGUUGUGUCAUGCCCCACGAGCAUGGUUCGAGACUGUGGCCGAGACUCUCCGCAAGUCAGGAUGGAGGCAGCUUGCCUUCGACAAGUGCAUGUUCGUGCUGCUGGACAAGGAGAACCGUUUGGUGGGCAUCGCUGGAUGCCAUGUUGAUGAUUUCAUUCUUGGCGGAGAUCGUCAGAGUGAGAUCUUUAUGGCUGCCAAGAUUGCACUACAGCAAGCUUUUGAGUGGGGCAAGUGGGAAGAAUCUGCCUUCGAGUUUGCCGGGUGCAAUAUCGUCCAGAAGCCCGAUGGCACCAUCUUCAUGGACCAGAAGGUCUACACCGACCGCUGGAUGGAGGAAAUUCCAAUUUCUCCUCAGCGAGCUUCUCGACCAAAGGAGAAGGCGACUGCUCAGGAGAUCAGUGAGAUUCGGGGUGCUCUGGGUACUCUCUCUUGGAGGGCCAACCAAGUGAGCCCACAAUUCCUUGCUGACGUGGGUUUGAUGCUCUCGGAGAUCCCGACGGCCACCGUCGACCUGAUCUUGCGCUGGGAGGACCUAUGCGUUGUGACCUGGUCAGAUGCUGCGCAGAAUAACCGGGUGAACCGGGGCAGCACGAUUGGGAUGCUGACAUGCAUCGCUCCAAAGCGCAUCCUGGACGGAGAGCGCGUUCCGAUGAAUAUCGUGGCAUGGCGGAGCCAAAAGGCUCCACGUGAAGUCCUCGGCUCCAAUGGCAGCGAGGUGCAAGCAAUCACUGCAGGCGAGGACAUGACGUACCUUGUUCGGUGUGUUUGGCUGGAGAUCCAUGGAUAUCCUCCGAUAAGGGGCCGUCAGAAUGAGAUGGUUAAGGAAAAGACUACUUGGGCCCUGGUGAUGGACUCCCGUGGCAUCUACGAUGCCAUGACGCGGAACACCAGUGCUCUUCAUGGUCUCAGAAGCAGCCGAUCCGGAUAUGAGUUGACGAUUGCUGUAAAGCGAGCUGUUGAAUGCGGGACCCAUUUGAGAUGGGUCGCUGGCACUGAGCAGCUGGCAGACGCGUUGACCAAGGGCAAGGCCAAGAAGGUCCUGCUGGAGCUCAUGUCUGAGAGGCAGGAAGCUCACGAAGCGUGA
This is a messenger RNA of Symbiodinium sp. CCMP2592, 9291 nucleotides long. Lineage: Eukaryota; Dinophyceae; Suessiales; Symbiodiniaceae. The record is from the annotation of a GenBank genome assembly.